Molecule: messenger RNA, 2569 nt
Organism: Grammomys surdaster
Lineage: Eukaryota; Metazoa; Chordata; Mammalia; Rodentia; Muridae
Gene: Elmod1
Product: ELMO domain containing 1
Exons: 11
Coding region: 362-1342 (326 amino acids)
Molecular function (GO): GTPase activator activity
Source: RefSeq, a predicted model, not a curated record
GCACGCCCUCCCCAGCUGCUCUCGGCCGCCUCCUCUCUGCCCGCUGCCCAGGGUGCAUCCCGGCUUGCAGGGCUCCACGCGACCCAGAUUCCCGCCCCGCCCCCGCCCCUCCCGCGCCCGCAGCCAGUGCGGCAGCCUCGGCCGCCUCUGUCCAGCAUCCGCGCGGGGAUCAGACGCGGCGAUCACGGUCGCUAGUGAGUAGCAGAAGCGAAGGCGGAGAUGGAGACCACACUGUCGCGAUCCCAGAGCUGCUGAGCCCACCGCUGUCCCUGCCCCGCCCACACUUACUUUGCAAAAGCAAAUUUGGAAGCAGUUGCUUGAAGACAGUUGGCAUAGUAUCCGGAGAGUCAACACCUGCACAAUGAAGCACUUCCUGAGGAUGUUGAUCCAGGUGUGCCUAUAUUUUUACUGUAAAUUUUUGUGGCGCUGCAUGAAGUUUGUGAUGCGGAAGCUCACCGGAAGGUGUGAACUGCAAAGGAUUUGCUAUGGCACCAAACCUGGAGCUUCCAGAACCAUGAAAAUCGAAACGUCACUGAGAGAUUCAAAAAGUAAGCUGUUGCAGACAUCAGUGAGCGUGCAUCCUGAUGCUAUCGAAAAGACUAUUGAUGACAUCAUGGAACUGAAAAAAAUUAACCCGGACAUCAAUCCACAGUUGGGAAUCUCUCUCCAGGCUUGCCUUCUGCAAAUUGUGGGUUACAGAAACCUCAUUGCAGAUGUGGAAAAACUGCGCAGAGAACCCUAUGAUUCCGACAACCCCCAGCAUGAAGAGAUGCUUCUGAAGCUAUGGGAGUUCCUGAAACCCAACACUCCACUGGAAUCUCGGAUUUCUAAGCAGUGGUGUGAGAUUGGCUUCCAAGGUGAUGAUCCGAAAACAGAUUUUCGAGGAAUGGGUCUUCUGGGACUUUACAAUUUGCAAUAUUUCGCAGAACGGGAUGCCACUGUGGCUCAGCAGGUUCUCUCCGACUCUGUUCAUCCAAAAUGCAGCAAAUUCAGCAAAACAGAAUGGGAAAAGAAGAAGAUGGAUAAAGCAAUCGGGUAUUCCUUUGCAAUUGUGGGCAUCAAUAUCACCGACCUGGCAUAUAAUCUGCUCGUGAGCGGCGCUCUAAAAACACACUUCUACAACAUCGCCCCUGAAGCUCCAACACUGUCUCACUUCCAACAAACAUUCUGCUAUCUGAUGCACGAGUUUCACAAGUUCUGGAUUGAAGAGGACCCCAUGGACAUAAUGGAAUUUAAUCGAGUGCGGGAGAAAUUCCGCAAGAGGAUCAUAAAACAGCUGCAGAACCCAGAUAUGGCGCUGUGCCCGCAUUUUGCUGCAUCUGAAGGUUUAAUCAACAUGUAGUGCCCACACUGGCUUCAGUGGAUACCCCAGAACACUGCCUCAUUGUCAUCCUAGAUCUCUGCUUAGGUGACAGCUCACACACCUAAUGCAUAUGAGUGAAUAUAUAUAUAUAUAUAUAUGCAUGCAUGCCUUUUGGUACAGUAUUUUCAUCAUCUCUUGGUCAUUAUUCCAAGAUUCCCCCAGAUAUCACUACUUCUGGAGUACCUACCCUCCAGUCAUUGCUCACAUUGUGGCAUUGUGCAGUGUUAACAUCUGUCCUUGGCACCCAGGUAUGAAGAAAGUUUUCUAUUUUUUUAGAUUUUUCCCCCUCAUCAUUCCAUAUUAAAAGUGUGUAAUAAUUCUCUAGCUGUAAUUUGUCUGUAAGAGAGUUAACUGAAUCUCAUCCUGUGUUCAUGUCAUAUUUAUUAAAAUGUUUCACGAAGACUGCUGCUAGCUUCUCAAGCUGGGCUCCUGCUUGGACCUCCUUUGGAUAAAGCAUAAGACUUUAAAAUAAUACAGACACAUGAUAAGCCAAACUCUUCCUGCACAUAUAACUGCACUUCACCAGAAUGUAAUGAGGCUAUAAAGAAAUUAGCUUAAAUAGAAGCCAUCCUUGUGUGAAGUCCUGCAGAACUGUAGCCUAACCUAACCACAGUUACAACUGUGUCAUAGUCAUCAGGAUAGAAAACUAACAUAUUCCCAUCACUUCAUGGCUUGGAUGUCUAAAUACAUGUAAGAUGCUUGGAGCCCCAGAAACGAAGUCAUAUCUUUCCAAGGCUGCAAAGGGUUUCUCACUACCUGACUCUUGCUGGACCCAGACUUAGUUCUUAGCACUCCCCAGAUCUGAGUACCCUUGCUUAGGGGAUUGAGUGCUAACUGGUUUGUUUCUAUGGUGAGGGGCAAUAUCUUAAAAUUUUUUGCAAGAAAAUGUGUUACAACACAAGAAUCUAAGCAAUGAUAUCAUGCAAUAUUUCUUCUAUCAGUGGAAGAAGUUGCUUGGAAGAAGAAAAAACAAAAUCAUCCUCAAACUGCUAAGAAUCAUCUUCUUUAAAAUGUGAUUUAGUUUGGAAUUAUGACUGUAGUCUGUUGAAUAGUAUUUACCAUGGUAUUUCAUACCCGUGGUAUUUUAUACUUUGGGACUAUCGAUUUUAGUAUUAUUAGAUAUUUGUGUAAUCACUUGCUUAUUUAAAUAAAUUUUGAGUACUGCCUAACUGUCAGUGUAUGAAUAAAUUGCAUAUCAUUCUACAG